CUGAGUCAACGAAAAAUUUAAACUGUUUCGAAAUUUUGAAAAAUGCACACAUGUAAAAAUCGUUGUUGAUCGCAAUAAAACAAAAAACAAAAAAAUAUUUAGAAUACAAUAAUGACCGGUACAGAAAUUAUACGUGAGCUUAAGUGUAAGUUUACGUCUUGCCCAUGUCAGAAGUGCACAAAAGAACGUAAUGAUAAUGGCAAAGAUGGUGUUAAUCACGAAUUGUACCAACGGGAUACUCCACCAGAACGGCCACAGCCAAAAUAUCAAUUUCAAUGCAAAUGCCUAUGCAAACCUGAAACUCUCCACCGACGUAAAUGUCCACCUGCGCUGCCACAGCCUCGACAGCCGAUUGCGAAGACCAGCAGAGGGUGUUCUGAAAUGGACGAUUGCAAUACAGGCAAGGGAUGUUGUAAUACGGAACGAAAUUUUAUAUCUUUUAUGAUGAAUAUUAUCGGUUUGAUUGCAUUUUUACUACUAGCCACUAUCGUGUUUUGGCUUUUCCUGCUUAAGUGCACAGUUCUUUUGGGCGUAAGAGUAUAUCAUUCGAAUAGAACUACUCAAGUGGCAGUUGUGAGUGGGAUUAGUUUAUUAUUUCUACUGAUAUUUUGCACUGCUGCAGCUACAUAUUUCCAGCGAUAUUUGGCUAGACGAUCAGCUUGCAAAUUUUCAGAUCCCUCUAAAUGCAAAUCACAGGCGACAUCUGCAGCAACACCUUACAUCAAAUCAAAGUCCGCAUCAACUUCAUCUUGGUUUUCCUUCAAAUGGAGUAAAUCUAAAGAGAUUGUACCGAAACAGGUUAAAACACGUUAUCCAUGGACACUGACAAAAGAAACAUCUGUUAGUAAGGCCCAAACGAGUUCAUCUUGGAUUCCUUUUAUCAAAUGGAGUCACACAUCAACGAAAGUUGUCGAGUCGCCGAAUCGAAAGUCUUGGUUACCUACCAGUAUAGGGCGACAGACGACGACAACAACAACGAAAACUGAUUAUACACCUAAAAAGUCAGAGACACGCUCUUCUUGGUUACCUUCGUUUGGUUGGCGGCAGGCACCAACCACAACAAUCACAAAAGAAGGAUCUAAUAAAAGAACUUCGUGGAUACCUUCAUUUAUAUGGCGUCAUACGAGAACAACAACAACUCCAACUACAACUAAAGAAACAACUAAAGAAACAACUAAAGAAACAACUAAAGAAACAACUAAAAAAUCUGAAACACGCCGAUCUUCUUGGAUACCUUCAUUUAUCUGGCGACAGACAUCUACAACUAUGAAGGAAGUUGACUAUACUCCUAAGCCACACUCUUCAUGGCUACCUUCCUAUAGUUGGAGUCGCACUUCAUCGAAAGAAACAUCACAACCAGCGGAAGUGACGGUGUCGCGUAGCUCCUGGUUACCCUUGUUUGGCUGGGGACAUUCACCACGUGAGGAGAUCGAAACUACAACUACUCAAACUGUAGAUCGUUCAUUUUGGAGACCUCCUAUUCAUUUGCCUACAUCGUUGAGCACGUAUUUUAGAAGCAUGACAACGAAAGAAGUUCAAAUUCCAAAGAAAGAGUCGAAGCGGAGCUCCUCUUGGUUGCCUUUUACUUUGUGGAGUAAAACAACAACAACAACGGAAAUUGCACCCUCACAACAGAAGCCAGCGGCUCGUUCAUCCUGGUUACCGUCUUUUAAUUGGCGUCAGACAACAACAACCACAACGACAACGACAAAAAAUAUGAAAAAACCACCUCAGAAGAAGUCCGAAACUUCCACUUCAUCUUGGCUACCGUCUUUCAUUUGGCGUUCUCCAGUCGAGAAAAUUCAAAGUGCGCUAACAGCUUGUGGCAUGAAGCAACAAAAAGUUACAGUUACCAUAACCGAUGAUGAAGCUCGUCAAAUAUAUAAAAAAUCUAAAUUGUAUGCGAUACCAACGGAAAUGAAACAACCGCCAAAUCUGGUUAUCUAUUUAAGAGAUUGGAUACAAAGAAAUACCGACUAAAGUCCCACCAUGUGUUCCGUGGAGCAUAAUUUUAGAGUCAAGUUCGAAUGAUUAUCUGUGUUUAUGUGUGUGCAACAAACGAAAUUUUUAAGUAACCAUUUGAAAUUAUUUCAUUGUGAAAGAUUGAUUAAAAAGAAAGACUUGUUUUUCUAAAA
This is a messenger RNA of Ceratitis capitata (Mediterranean fruit fly), 2135 nucleotides long. Its product is annotated as mucin-5AC. The record is from RefSeq and is a predicted model, not a curated record. The transcript is spliced from 3 exons. Bases 112 to 1980 code for a protein of 622 amino acids. NCBI's taxonomy places the organism in Eukaryota, Metazoa, Arthropoda, Insecta, Diptera, Tephritidae.